Messenger RNA from Epithele typhae, 1569 nucleotides. RefSeq names its product cytochrome P450. NCBI's taxonomy places the organism in Eukaryota, Fungi, Basidiomycota, Agaricomycetes, Polyporales, Epitheliaceae. Gene Ontology annotation, molecular function: oxidoreductase activity, acting on paired donors, with incorporation or reduction of molecular oxygen; iron ion binding; monooxygenase activity. The coding region runs from base 1 to 1569 and encodes 522 amino acids. The record is from RefSeq and is a predicted model, not a curated record. The transcript is spliced from 10 exons.
AUGGCCGUCACGACUGCCGACGAAAGUCUAUUCGUGAUAGACGCCGUUGCGCUUCGUGUCGGUUUCUUCUCGCUUGUGCUGGUAUACAACGUUGCUACGGUGGUGUACAACCUAUGGCUCUCUCCCCUUGCUUCUAUCCCUGGGCCGUGGUACGCUGCCGCUUCGGACGCAUGGUUUCUCUUCCAGUCCGCCCGGCUCGCCAAGUGCGGCGCCCUGCACCAGCUAUUCGAGCGGUACGGGCCCGUCGUACGCGUUGGGCCCCGCAAGGUCGUUUUCCUCGACGAGCGCGCGGCGCGGACCGUGUACUGCGUCAACAAGCUAGAGAAGAGCGCGUUCUACAAGAUGCUCGUCAUAGAGGACCAAGACCAUUCAAUGACAAUGCUUUCCGAGGCGGACCACUCGGCAAGGCGGAAGACGUACGCCGCGCACUACUCGCCGUCAAAUGUCCCCAAGUUCCAGUCUGAAGUUUACGACUGUGUCGCUCGUCUAGUCGACGCAUUAGAGAAAUGUUCGACUACCGGGUCUGUUGAUGCGAUUCACCUCCUUCGCCAUCUACUUGUGGACGUCUUGGCCAUCACCAUUGUCGGAUCCAACCCAACAGCGCUGAAGAACUGGGCAUCCGCCGGCGACGACCCCAUCGCCACAGCGGCGCGCGAUGUACCUCUGCGGGCAAUUUUCCGCGCGAUUAUGCCGACGUGGUUGUGGAGAUGUUGUGCAUACUUCCCUAGCUCACGAUGGCGGGCCCUGUAUCGUUCUGAAACCGUUCUUGCGGCGUAUGUGCGCGACAGCCUCGAGGAGCUGCAUCGGAAGCAGCGCAGUGAAGGGACCUUCGACGGGCCCGUCCCACUCAUGCCGCGGUUGCUCUCCCAGAGGACGCCCAAGGUAUACAAUUUUCUUUCAGAUCAAGAAUUGGUGUCCGAAUGUGUGUCCCACUUAACCGCUGGAGUAGACGCGUCCUCGACGACGUUCGGGUUCAUGCUCUGGGAGCUCUCGCGGCGUCCCGACAUCGUAGUAAAGCUCCGGUGCGAGCUGGACGGGAUCGCGCAUGACAGACACACGCUCCCCGACUACGCGGUCCUACAGAAACAGCCGUACCUCUCCGCGUUCCUCAACGAAGGUCUCCGGAUGUACGGCGCGGUGUCAUCCAUGCUUGAACGCGUCGUGCCCGCGCGUGAGGACGCCUUCGACCUCAUGGGCCACGCGCUCCCGCCCGGAACCGUGGUCGGCACGCAGGCGUGGAGCAUGCAUCGAGACCCCACUGUUUUCCCCAGCCCGGAGUGCUUUGAUCCAGACCGGUGGCUCCCCGCGCCCCAGCGCGCGGACGACGACGUGCGCGUGGCGAGAAUGCAGCAGCAUCUUAUGCCCUUCGGCGCGGGCACGCGUGUGUGCCCGGGACGGUACCAGGCGCUACUCCUCGCGCGCGCGACGAUAUCAGCGCUUGUGCUCAACUUCGACGUCUCUGCGGACGCGCGCGAGACGAACGCGGCGACGAUGGCGCCGCGCGACACCUUCGUGGUGCGCCCGGCGGCGAUGGAGUGCAAGCUUACAUUCACUCCUCGUGGACCGUGA